Lodderomyces margitis is the source of this 630-nucleotide messenger RNA. RefSeq lists its product as uncharacterized. Gene Ontology annotation, cellular component: mitochondrion. The record is from RefSeq and is a predicted model, not a curated record. Lineage: Eukaryota; Fungi; Ascomycota; Pichiomycetes; Serinales; Debaryomycetaceae. Bases 1 to 630 code for a protein of 209 amino acids. The transcript has a single exon.
AUGAGCUUGCGUCUAGGAAUAAGAUCAAGGGCACUCCGUCCAUCAAACAUGUUAGUCAAAAAUUCAAUAGCUAACUCACACAGACAAUUGCCUAUGAUUAGGCAAAACUCCACCAAGGCAACUAUAUACGAUCAAGUCACAGGUAAAACGAUACCACUUGCUGAUCCAGAACACCCAGAAUGGGCCGACUACAAGAACCCGCCAUCAAUUUUGGCUCAAAAGAAAGACCCAUACUUGAAAUAUGAUGACCAACAAAAUAGAAGAAACUUGAACGAUCCAGUGAAUAUGGAUGAAGAUCUCUACGACAUCUGGUCUCCUGAUUACUAUGAUUUCGUGUCUGACUCAACAGCUUUGAAACAUAAUGGUAUAUUCUUUGGUUUACUCUUUGGUAUUGCCGGAGUCGUAGCUUACUUUCAAUUAAACCCUGAAAAGCCAGCUAUGAUUAGAUCAUUCCCAUACAAUGGAUUAGCUGAUUCUCUAGGUGCCCCAUCAAAGGAGGAUGCUCCAUUUUAUCAAAAUAAACCUGAUGUUACUGCUGAAAAGGAAUGUGGUGUAUUGCCGGAAGAGUCCGAUGUUGCUUUAAACAGGGACUCAUAUGAAAAGAGUAAUGCAUCUUACAUAAAGGCUUAA